AUGAAGAUUACGUUUCUCGGUACGGGCACAUCGCACGGUGUGCCGAUGAUCGCUUGUCGUUGCGCUGUCUGCCGAUCAGAAGAUCCUAAAAAUCACCGCACCCGUCCCUCAAUUGUCAUUACCCUCGACAAGGGCAAAAACAUCCUUGUGGAUACCUCCCCCGAGCUUCGGCUUCAAGUUAUUCGAUGUGGCAUUGACCACAUCGACGCCAUUCUGUUUACCCAUGCCCACGCAGACCACCUACACGGGCUUGAUGAUGUCCGUGCCUAUUCUGAGAUUCAAGGUACCUCCAUCCCUUGUUACGGCAAUCCUGCAACCCUUGACCGUCUCAGCACUGUUUUUGAAUAUGCCUUUCGGCUUCAGCAUCUUGGCGGCGGUAUCCCGCAGUUGGAGCUUGUAACGAUUGAUGGUCCCUUUCAGUUAUUUGGUGUUGAGUUUAUUCCAGUUGAUCUGCUACAUGGAAAGACGGAGGUGCUCGGGUUUCGGAUUGGCAAUUUUGCCUAUGCUACGGACUGCAACCAGAUUUCACCGACCUCAAUGAUUUGUUGA
Molecule: messenger RNA, 549 nt
Organism: Geodia barretti
Lineage: Eukaryota; Metazoa; Porifera; Demospongiae; Tetractinellida; Geodiidae
Source: the annotation of a GenBank genome assembly